AGUGGCUGAACUGAUUCACUUCCACCUUCAUCCUCUGGGUGGCCCUCUAGCACACAAAAACAAACAGUAUUUGACUGCCGUUAACCUUCGGCAGUGAAUUGAGCCACGCCUCCUCCUCCUCCGACCGCUCCGCCUCUUUGGCGAUGUCACAUUUCCUCCUCAUCGGUACCAGGGUCUGGCACCGUUUGUCCACAUGUGCCUGUAAAUCUAAACAUAACGUUUGAAUAAUAAAAGAUUACUACAGGAAGUUGUUUGUUUGUCACGUGACUAACUGUUUUUUCUGCCCCCUGUGGUCAGUUUUGAUAUGACAGUCUACAACUGUACUGUCAACUCUGAAACAAAGUGCACUUCUACAGACUAGUCCAACAGGGGGCACAAUCGAGCCCCAUGUUGGACCAGUCUGUGAAUGUGUUUUAAGAGACAGUUGGAACCAAAGAGUACCAGCCAAACCAGUAAUCAGUACCAGGACGUCCUGGUGACUAAUGAACCAGUCACAGCACUCACGCCCCCUGUAGGCGCUAAUGAUUCACUGACGGGUGGUAUCUGACACUUACCGUUUGACGACAAUACAUCACGUGACUCACGGAUCAGUCGCUGGAACUCAUUUCCGUCGUCUUGAUUUUGCCCGGACCACGAUGGUGGCGACUGUGACGCCAGACGUCGUCCUUCCGUUCAUUGGUCAAUAAUGGGACAUGAUGAAGGCUCUUCUUUCUCCACUUCCGGUCGCCGUGAUCCCCGAUGUUUCAUAGAGAAUCGAAGUGAAAUCGAUGUCCAGCUUCUCCACAGCACAGCUAACAGCACAGCUAACAGCACAGCUAACUGUUAGCCUCAGCAGCUGAAUGAGAGACUGACGUUUCUCCCACAUCUGCGAGUGAAGGAGCGGCAGCUGCGGACGUACGUGUGUGUGUGUGUGGUUCUGGUGAAUGGGCUCGUGAACCCCCCCUCAUGGCGAGCGCGGAGUCGGACGCCCUGGCAGUGGUGACCCAGCUGAAGGAGCUGGCCUCUGACCCCAUGAACCGCCGAGCCAUCGUUCAGGACCAGGGCUGUCUGCCGGGACUCAUCCUGUUCCUGGACCACAGCAACCCCCAGGUGGUCUACGCCGCCCUGCUGGCGAUCCGUUACCUGGCCGAAUGUCGAGCCAACAGGGAGAAGCUGAAGGAGGAGCUGGGGAUGAUGGUGAGCCUCCAGAAGGUGUUGGACCAGUCCAGCUCUCCUGGAGAGACCAGGCUCCUGGCUGCUGAGAUCUUCCAGCUCCUGAAGACAUCCACUCAUGCUGUGGAUGCACAGGGCAGCCACCAGGCGGCGAUGGUCAGCAGCUGCCGCCACAGAACUCGGUUUUUCCUGGGCUCCAGCAACAAGAGAGCAAAGACGGUGACCCUGCAGAUCGAAGGACUGGACGACGCCAGCCGCAGGUGUGUGUGUGAGGACGCUCUGCUGAAGGUCAGAGGGGUCAUCAGCUUCACCUUCCAGAUGGCCUUAAGGAGAUGCAUCAUCAGGAUUCGCUCUGACCUGAAGGUGGAGGUCCUGGCAGCAGCCAUCUCCUCCACCCAGGUGAUGAAGGCUCAGCAGGUGGUGAAGACGUCUGCUGGUGAGGAGGUGCUGGUACCGAUCGCCGAGGAUGGUUCCGUGAAGCUGGAGCAGAACCCGGAGCUGCCGGACUACCUCCCUGAGGACGAGAGUCCGUCCCAGGAGCCGGACAAGGCCGUCAGUCAGGUGGGCUCGGGUCUGGACGGGCCCGGCUGGCUCGGUGCCACCGCAAACUUCCUGUCUCGCUCUUUCUACUGGUGACCCCGCCCACCGCGUCAGCAGGUGGAACUGUGGUUCUGGACAUUGACCAGGGAGCAGCUCCUGGUGAAGGAUUGAAUUAGAUUUGGGUCAAAGGUCAUGACCCCUACUGGACUUUUAUUUUGUCUGAAAGGUUCUGACAAUAAAACUCUGAGAAGUUGUACGCCCAUAUUUGGUCUGAUUGUCUUU
Cynoglossus semilaevis (tongue sole) is the source of this 1974-nucleotide messenger RNA. Its product is annotated as armadillo repeat-containing protein 1-like. Gene Ontology annotation, molecular function: protein binding; metal ion binding. Lineage: Eukaryota; Metazoa; Chordata; Actinopteri; Pleuronectiformes; Cynoglossidae. The transcript is spliced from 7 exons. The record is from RefSeq and is a predicted model, not a curated record. The coding region runs from base 946 to 1788 and encodes 280 amino acids.